AUGACUGGUGUGAGAAAUAACCCCACUGUAUCAUCUAGGGAGGAUAUGAAGGAUAAUCCCACAGUAUCACCUAGGGUGGAUAUGAAGGAUAAUCCCACUGUAUCACCUAGGGUGGAUAUGAAGGAUAAUCCCACUGUAUCACCUCGGGUGUAUAUGAAGGAUAAUCCCACAGUAUCACCUAGGGUGGAUAUGAAGGAUAAUCCCACUGUAUCACCUAGGGAGGAUAUGAAGGAUAAUCCCACAGUAUCACCUAGGGUGGAUAUGAAGGAUAAUCCUACUGUAUCACCUAGGGUGGAUAUGAAGGAUAAUCCCACUGUAUCACCUAGGGAGGAUAUGAAGGAUAAUCCUACUGUAUCACCUAGGAUGGAUAUGAAGGAUAAUCCUACUGUAUCACCUAGGGUGGAUAUGAAGGAUAAUCCCACAGUAUCACCUAGGGAGGAUAUGAAGGAUAAUCCCACAGUAUCACCUAGGGUGGAUAUGAAGGAUAAUCCCACAGUAUCACCUAGGGUGGAUAUGAAGGAUAAUCCUACUGUAUCACCUAGGGUGGAUAUGAAGGAUAAUCCUACUGUAUCACCUAGGGUGGAUAUGAAGGAUAAUCCCACAGUAUCACCUAGGGAGGAUAUGAAGGAUAAUCCCACAGUAUCACCUAGGGUGGAUAUGAAGGAUAAUCCCACAGUAUCACUUAGGGUGGAUAUGAAGGAUAAUCCCACAGUAUCACCUAGGAUGGAUAUGAAGGAUAAUCCCACAGUAUCACCUAGGGUGGAUAUGAAGGAUAAUCCCACAAUAUCACCUAGGGUGGAUAUGAAGGAUAAUCCUACUGUAUCACCUAGGAUGGAUAUGAAGGAUAAUCCCACAGUAUCACCUAGGGUGGAUAUGAAGGAUAAUCCCACUGUAUCACCUAGGGUGACACCGCUGUAA
This is a messenger RNA of Pecten maximus, 918 nucleotides long. Its product is annotated as circumsporozoite protein-like. The transcript has a single exon. Lineage: Eukaryota; Metazoa; Mollusca; Bivalvia; Pectinida; Pectinidae. The record is from RefSeq and is a predicted model, not a curated record. Bases 1 to 918 code for a protein of 305 amino acids.